AUGCCCUCGGAAGAUACGCCAUUGAUGGUCCCCGCCGCCAUCACCGACCAAACGAAUAAGUUCCCCCAUGUCGUCAAGUUGACUUUGGGAUCGUCUCCCAUUAACUUCCUUCUGUUUUUCGUUCCCCUGGGCUAUCUAGCAGACUGGCUCGGGUGGAAAGCCUCACUGGUCUUUUCCUUUAACUUCCUCGCCAUCAUCCCGCUAGCAUCCGUGCUGGCCUAUGCCACCGAGGAACUAGGAGAAGCUAUCCACAAUGACUCGAUAGCAGGGCUGCUCAACGCCACGUUCGGAAAUGCAAUUGAGGUUAUUGUCAGUGUUAUCGCGUUGAGCCAGAACCAGAUCACCGUGGUCCAGGCCUCUAUGUUGGGCUCCAUCCUCUCGAACGUGCUCCUCGUGCUCGGCUGUUGCUUCGUGGCAGGAGGAAUCUGGUAUCCUCAGCAGUCCUUCAACCAGACGGUUGCUCAGACCAUGAGCUCGCUGUUGGCACUCUCGAUGAGCGGACUGCUGCUUCCAGCAGCGUUCCAUGCCUCACUUCCGUCCAAAACAAAGGACCUGGAAUCCAAAAUUCUCGAUUUCUCCAGAGCAACCUCGGUGCUUCUGCUUAUCGUGUACUGCUUGUACCUUUGCUUCCAACUGAAAACUCACAAAUUUCUGUUUGAGCAGGUUCUGGAGCCCAGUGACGAGGAACAAUCUCCUCCUAUAGACGAGGCCACCAGUAACACCACGCUGGACUCUCAAGACACAGCCCACCCAAGAAGGGGAUUUUUAGUGAACAGGCCGAAAUCUCUUUUGGAGCUCGGUCCGGGACCGCAGCCGAAACACAUUGGCACGAUGGCCUCUGUGGCUGUGCUUCUCGUCACCACCGUUCUCGUGUCGUUCUCCGCCGACUCCCUGGUGUCUUCUAUCGACGAGGUUGUGGAGAGUUCCGGUCUUUCCAAGACUUUCAUUGGUCUGAUCGUCAUCCCUAUCGUUGGUAAUGCAGCAGAGCAUGUCACUGCUGUGGUUGUGGCCUACAAAAACAAAAUGGACCUUGCUGUUGGCGUUGCCGUGGGUUCGUCGAUUCAGAUCUCCUUGUUUGUCACUCCGCUCUUGGUGCUGAUAGGCUGGAUAUUCGACGUUCCGAUGUCCUUGUACUUCUCCACCUACGAGACGGCAGUGAUGUUUGUUGCUGUUCUGAUCACAAACUAUCUGAUUUUGGAUGGAGAGUCGAAUUGGCUCGAGGGUGUCAUGUUGGUCAGCACAUAUCUGAUCAUCGCCAUCUCCUUCUUCUUCUACCCAGACACGCUGGCCCAGUGA
Ogataea haglerorum is the source of this 1296-nucleotide messenger RNA. RefSeq lists its product as uncharacterized. Gene Ontology annotation, molecular function: calcium:proton antiporter activity. The transcript has a single exon. Gene Ontology annotation, cellular component: fungal-type vacuole membrane. Bases 1 to 1296 code for a protein of 431 amino acids. The record is from RefSeq and is a predicted model, not a curated record. Lineage: Eukaryota; Fungi; Ascomycota; Pichiomycetes; Pichiales; Pichiaceae. Gene Ontology annotation, biological process: calcium ion transmembrane transport; intracellular calcium ion homeostasis.